Molecule: messenger RNA, 2664 nt
Organism: Blastomyces gilchristii SLH14081
Lineage: Eukaryota; Fungi; Ascomycota; Eurotiomycetes; Onygenales; Ajellomycetaceae
Product: chaperonin GroEL
Exons: 9
Coding region: 1-2664 (887 amino acids)
Biological process (GO): actin filament depolymerization; protein refolding; protein import into mitochondrial intermembrane space
Cellular component (GO): mitochondrial inner membrane; actin cytoskeleton; mitochondrial matrix
Molecular function (GO): protein-folding chaperone binding; ATP-dependent protein folding chaperone; actin binding
Source: RefSeq, a predicted model, not a curated record
AUGCAGCGAGCUCUUUCUUCCACCUCCAGGGCUUCGGUCCUUUCCUCCGCCUCCUCCACACGCGCUCCCCUCUCGCGAUUCCGUCCAGCUGGUUUGAGCCUGCAACAACAGAGAUUUGCUCACAAGGAACUCAAGUUCGGCGUGGAAGGCCGUGCUGCACUCCUUAGGGGUAUUGACACUCUUGCAAAGGCUGUCUGCACAACUCUGGGACCCAAGGGAAGAAAUGUUUUGAUUGAAUCUCCCUACGGCUCCCCCAAGAUCACAAAGGAUGGUGUCACUGUUGCCAAGGCCGUUACCCUUCAAGACAAGUUCGAAAACCUGGGUGCUCGUCUUCUCCAGGAUGUUGCGUCAAAGACCAACGAAGUUGCCGGUGACGGAACUACCACCGCCACCGUCCUUGCUCGGGCUAUCUUCUCCGAAACCGUAAAGAAUGUCGCAGCUGGAUGCAACCCAAUGGACCUCCGCAGAGGUAUCCAAGCUGCCGUUGAGGCUGUUGUCGAGUACCUCCAGGCGAACAAGAGGGACAUCACCACCACGGAGGAGAUUGCCCAGGUUGCUACUAUUUCCGCUAACGGCGAUACACAUGUUGGUAAGCUGAUCUCCAGCGCCAUGGAGAAAGUCGGAAAGGAAGGUGUGAUUACCGUCAAGGACGGGAAGACUAUCGAGGAUGAAUUAGAGGUUACCGAGGGAAUGCGAUUCGACCGUGGAUACGUCUCCCCUUACUUCAUCACCGACACUAAGGCGCAGAAAGUGGAGUUCGAGAAGCCCCUGAUUCUCCUUUCUGAGAAGAAAAUCUCCGCUGUCCAGGACAUCAUUCCUGCCCUUGAGGCGUCCACCACCCUCCGACGACCCCUUGUCAUCAUCGCUGAGGACAUUGAGGGUGAAGCUCUUGCUGUCUGCAUCCUCAACAAGCUCCGUGGCCAACUCCAGGUCGCCGCCGUCAAGGCACCCGGCUUCGGCGACAACCGCAAGAGCAUCCUCGGCGACAUCGGCAUCCUGACCAAUGCCACCGUCUUCACCGACGAGCUCGACAUGAAGCUGGAGAAGGCUACCGCCGAUAUGCUCGGCUCCACCGGCUCCAUCACCAUUACUAAGGAGGACACCAUCAUCCUCAACGGCGAAGGUAGCAAGGACGCCAUCGCACAGCGCUGCGAGCAGAUCCGCGGUGUUAUCGCCGACCCUACCACCUCCGAUUACGAGAAGGAGAAACUCCAAGAACGCCUAGCCAAGCUCUCCGGCGGUGUCGCUGUUAUUAAAGUCGGCGGUGCCUCUGAGGUCGAAGUCGGCGAAAAGAAGGACCGUGUCGUUGACGCCCUCAACGCCACCCGCGCUGCUGUCGAGGAAGGUAUCCUUCCUGGUGGUGGCACUGCCCUCCUCAAAGCUGCCGCCAAUGGCCUCGACUCCGUCAAGCCCUCCAACUUCGACCAGCAGCUCGGCGUCAGCAUUGUCAAGACCGCCAUCACCCGCCCUGCUCGCACCAUCGUGGAGAACGCUGGGUUGGAAGGCAGUGUCAUCGUCGGCAAACUCACUGAUGACUUCGCCGGCGACUUCAACAAAGGCUUCGAUAGCGCCAAGGGCGAGUAUGUCGAUAUGAUUGCGUCUGGUAUCGUUGAUCCCCUUAAGGUUGUCCGCACCGCCCUUGUCGAUGCGAGUGGUGUGGCGUCCCUUCUGGGCACUACUGAGGUGGCUAUUGUCGAGGCACCAGAGGAGAAGGGCCCUGCUGCUCCUCCAGCUGGCAUGGGUGGCAUGGGCGGUAUGGGCGGUGUCUUCGAACUAAGACCACAAUCCGCCGGAGGGGCAAAUCGCGAGCCGGCGGGUGCGUGUCCGCAGCCGCAGCCCCAUGGCGGCAUGGGCCAUGCCAUGGCAACCCACCCACUUCCCAACCCAACCCCACCAACAAAAAGGCGUCCCUCAGCCCCUCGAUUCAUUCCAUCCAUUCCAUCCAUCCAUAUCCAUCCAUCCAUCCAUCAUCCGCCAAACAUCGCUUCUUCUACACACCUCUCAUCUACACUUAUCUACCGCUCCUCAUCCUCUCGCCUCGUCUCUACCCGCUCGCCUCUCCUCGCACCCUCUCGUCCCCUUUCGAUUUCCAUCUCCUCCUCUGCGUUACAUAGGGUCUUCACGCCCCGAACGAAGCCCGUUUUUCCCCCCUCCGUAAUUUUCUCAGCCUCCUUGCUUUUAAGCACGAAUACAAUAAACUUGCCACAUCUUAUCCCAUCCGCGUCACCAACUGUACAAUCAUGUCGAGUGAGAGUAGGCUCAGAGUGCAUGAACGCAACCAACGAACUGCGAUUCAAAGGCUUGAAAUACAUCAUCUUCAAGAUCUCGGACGACAAGACGGAAAUCGUCGUCGAAGACUCGUCGACGGAUGACGACUAUGAAGCCUUCCGCACCAAGCUGAUCGAGUCCAAGGAUAGCAAGGGGAAACCCGCCCCCCGGUAUGCGCUGUACGAUGGCAAGUUCGAUCUUGGAAGCGAUGGGAUCCGAAAAAAGAUUAUCUUCAUCUCCUGGGUCCCCAGCGACACACCCACCUUCUCGUCCAUGAUCUACGCCACCACACGAGAAACACUGAAGAACGCAUUGAACCCGCACGUCAGCAUCCACGCCGACGACAAGGAUGAGCUCGAGUGGAAGAACCUGCAGGAGAUUAGCGUGAAGAAAUAG